Macroventuria anomochaeta is the source of this 857-nucleotide messenger RNA. RefSeq lists its product as uncharacterized. The transcript has a single exon. The record is from RefSeq and is a predicted model, not a curated record. NCBI's taxonomy places the organism in Eukaryota, Fungi, Ascomycota, Dothideomycetes, Pleosporales, Didymellaceae. The coding region runs from base 198 to 752 and encodes 184 amino acids.
GUCCAAUUUCAUUGCACUCAUGCCGCUAUCACAUGACUGUUUUUCGCACGAUGGCCCCAGAUCACUGCAGCACCUCCAUAUGGUUUCGCUCGGACCAUGUCUGACGCACAAUGUCUGGGACAUGGUACCUGCCAUUGUUGACAAGAAGCACCGUCUCACUACGCAAUCAACCAAUCUGGGAUGCAACAGCAUUAUAAAUGUAUUGUCCUGGUGCCCUGAGUGAUGAGAUCAGGGGCUCAAACCUCAACUCGCAGAUCUGGCAUACUCCUCUUACACAUCCGGAUGUGCUUGGCUUUUUUGCGCAAAACGCAUAUCGAGGCGCUUUCCUGAAGGAUGAAUUCAUGCUGGUGGUGCUUCAUGAGCUCAAACUUUUCCCACAAGUGCAGAAGAAUGCAAUAUGCAAUGAUUCCAUUGCAGGAUCCCCAGUACCGAAAUUUCGGCCCUCUGUUUAUGAAGAGCACGGCUUCUUACUGAAGGACGACCCGGAAGAUGAGAGCUUGCCAGCUGAUAUACACCGUCUAUUCGCAUACGAGAACUUUAAUCGGAGCUUGCUGUUCGCUCGAGAGGCUUAUGACGCCAUGCUGCCUACCUUGGUCCUAGCUAUAAAGUUAUUGACGAUGCCUGUAGCCCUGAAAAUUACUUGUUCAGAUCUUCGUAGAUCCAGCAAUACAAGUUUUCGAAGACCUUUCAUGCCCAUCUUCUCCACGCCAUUGUGCGGUCGCAGCUCGCUCACGCCAGCACGUGGCUGUUGACCAUAGACAGGACAGAUGGGUUUGCACAUGGUCGAUGUACCAUCUGAAUUUCAUUGUAUUCCUCACCAUCCGACUAAGGCGACGAACGCACCCGUCCGUCACCAG